Messenger RNA from Hymenoscyphus albidus, 2833 nucleotides. The record is from the annotation of a GenBank genome assembly. Lineage: Eukaryota; Fungi; Ascomycota; Leotiomycetes; Helotiales; Helotiaceae.
CGGUGAGCGUGGAUGUGCCGUAGAAAGCAGUCCAGUUCCUCUCCUAGCUCCGGCGGCAUGAAUAUGUAAUAUUACGCUCUCCUCCUACUUCGAUUCAACCUGCUGUCUGUUGCCCGCUUACUUGCUUGCGUGCGUGCUUGUUUAUUCACUCGAACGAACCGCCCAAGUUACUUCGUAAUAUAUCCUCUGCUUGCUCACUGACGCCGUCAUGGCCCCCUCACGUUCUCAUCCCUACAAGGCCAAUUCCUGUUCGAGCCCGAACGCCUUCCGCAAAAACGACUGCUCGACAAGGAAACCAAACUCCAGCCGGACGCUCAUCAGUUCUUCUAGUUCGGCCUCAGGUCUUCAGUGUACAGACCUGCUACGUCCGGCAAAGCUCGAGGCUCUCCCUCUCCCCAACCGUCCCUACAGCUCAGCAACAGUGCCAUCAAAUAAACUACGGAAGAACAUGAAGGACUUGACGGGAUUCCAUACGACAGAAGACGAGUUCGAGGCAUUGCCAUUGGCAGUAAGAAGAAAGGUAUGCAUGCCUCUUUAAUACUUGUUACUGUUACUAGAAGCUUGGUUUGUCGAGGGAACCAUAAAGAAAACAACGCACCUAGGAGAAACACGGACACCAAAUGGAAUGGCUGAACAUCAGACAUCAACACAUUUGGCUUGAGCGAGUGAUGAUGGUAUCAUUUGCAAGAUACCGGUAAACACCAAUCUCGAUAAAAUCACCAAAAACGUUACUGGUCUAGUCAUGCAUCCACUCCAGUACCACAGCCAAAUUUUAAUAUCAACACUAUUACUUAGCAGACGUCCCACCAACCAUCACUCCUUCAAGCCAGAUGACAUUGAUGAUGUUGUGUCUCUUCCGUUGGUGUGCAACAAUUGCUGCUACCGGCAGUCUUCGCUAAAUCCAAGGUAUCCCGUCGUGUAAAUUGUGGUACGAAAUACCCGAGGAUGAGGUCUUUCAGCCAGUAUCUCCGGUACCGAGUGGUAGCAGAAUCAUUCGCCGUUUCGCCAUCUCCCAUUUGGAAUAAAAUCCCUCCCAAUGGGUGUUUGGUGGGCGGUGAGUUAUGACGAAGGAGUUUCGCAGUCCCGCAUGAACAUAUACGCUUUGGGCAUCUUUCUAUAUGCACAGCACGAUUCUCAUCACCGCACCUUCCAAACGCUUCAAGAUAGUCCUCUUUCGUGCCGAAUUACCCACAAUAUCCCCUGGUUUUGGAUUUGCCUGAGACUAAUAGGGUGUUCCCUCCAGUAUUUUUCCACGCUGGAACGUUUAAGACUCGCUGAAAGGGCCAACACGCAAGCUCUGGACGACCUACCUACCCAACUAUUACGAAAAAAAUCCCGACGCGGCGUCGCUUCCUUUCACGAGCUUCAACAACAACCUCUCUCGCCUAGACGGCCACGGAGAGACUCAUCGUCCAAUACUGAAGCAUCGUGGUUCUUGAACCUGCCACCAAAGAUCAAGAGAAAAAACUUUACGGCAGAGGAAAGAGUGAUGUUGGACGGACGUUUGCAGGACAAAGUCAUACUUGAUGCGGCGGACGAAGCGGUAUACAGGGCGAGUCGGCGUGUCAUUAAUCCAGACGAUGAAUUAUUAAUCCCGAGUCCAACAUUGCCCGACACCCCAUUGGCUGCUGAGUCUCAAGCGUACAUGGAAAGUUUCCGGUGGAUGGACAAAGAGAAUAAUCUGGAUUUGCGGUUAGUGCUGGACGAUUACCAUGCAAAUAUCGAGGGAGCAGUGCUUCCUGAUUCUACGAGUAACCAGAGACCAUCAUUUCGGCGGCAUAUGUCAAUUACAAACCUCCCCUUUGGGAGACCUUCACUAUCCUCAUCAAUACAACCUCGAUCGCCAAAAGGCGACUCAUUCUCGCGAUCACAAACGAAACCAUCACAAACAAGACAGCGAUCUCGAACCCUCUCGUUAGUAACGGCAAAUAAUUCUCCUCGCAGCUCCCCAACAGCAUCGAUAGACCCCAACGCAACACAUUACCAAGAUCCAGAAGCGCGAUUGAAACUCAGAGUCUACUUGGCCUCGCCUCAAAAGUUCGAUGAAGCAAUAGAAUUUGGGUUUCCUUCGAUGGAUAGUUUUACAACGGGGGACGAGAAAGACAACCGAGCUCAGACACGAACCUCAAGAGAUGGCUCCGACUUCAAGAAAUCAACUGCAACCGAUGGGGGACGGUCGUUUCUUGAUGAUACAGCUUCUCUGUUCGAGGACGACAUGUCAAUUGCCGAUCCCGAUUCACCAAUAACACCCAUGGCGAUGGAGGAAAGAUUCCCGCCCCCACACCGAGCUUCAAUGUAUAACUCUGGCAGUAUCGGUAAAUCUUCAAAGACGUCAGCUGAUUGCUCACAAAUUGGGAUCAUCAAGCCGAUGGUUGUCAAACAAGCUGACAACUACGUCCACUCGACGCCUGGCAGCCGAGAGAUGACAUUGCGAAUGACGCUUACGAGACCUGACCUGAGAGCUGAUGAGUCGAAGAUCUAUGGAUGGCAGAUGAAACCCAAAGUGGAUACACAUCAUAUGUCACCUACGAUUGAAGACUUGGACGAGAAGUUCGAGAUCAGGGGUCCUUUCGGGGGCGUCGAUGGGUGGGGUCCAGAGGAGAAAGAGGGAAAAGGCCUUAAGCGCCUCUGGCAGAGGGUUAAAGGGAAAGCGUGAAAGAGCUCACCCUCCUCGCAUUUCGUUUGCUGAUCUUUCAAUAUGUCGUAUGAUGAUUUGUAUUUUAGCGGGAUCUCUUGGUGUUCUGGGGAUAUCUAUUUCCAUCUAUGAUGCUUGCUUUUCGUCAUAUUUAUUUUCUUUUGUACAGCGGAUGCAUUAGAUAUGCUUGAUACCACU